GUGCCACUAGAUGGUAGCAAAGGUAGACGUGUCGCUUCAUUCGGCAGUUGGCCUUUUCUAUUCACCAGUAGUGGUAACCGUUGGCCUAUCCCACAAUUCUCUCUUUUCGCAUCUGACAUUGUAAGGAAUUGGUGAUAUUUUUAUUAUGUCGUCCCACAAGACGUUCAGGAUUAAGCGAUUCCUUGCUAAGAAACAGAAACAAAAUAGGCCCAUUCCCCAGUGGAUUCGCAUGAAAACUGGUAAUAAAAUCAGGUAUAAUUCCAAGAGGCGGCACUGGAGGAGGACCAAGCUGGGCUUGUAAUCUUUCACUAGCUACAGAUCUCAACACCACCACCAGAGAUGUUUGCAGCAUCAAUUCAAGCCAUAGACUUGGAGUCAGAUGCUGUUCAGCAGAUGCUUACUUCUGCUGUGUUUUCUAAGUUGUCCUGCUAUGCAGAGUAAAUAAAUGUGGAAUUAUUGUAGAAAGUGAA
Protopterus annectens (West African lungfish) is the source of this 470-nucleotide messenger RNA. RefSeq names its product ribosomal protein L39 (gene RPL39). The record is from RefSeq and is a predicted model, not a curated record. Gene Ontology annotation, cellular component: ribosome; cytosolic large ribosomal subunit. Gene Ontology annotation, biological process: translation. Gene Ontology annotation, molecular function: structural constituent of ribosome. The transcript is spliced from 3 exons. Lineage: Eukaryota; Metazoa; Chordata; Ceratodontiformes; Protopteridae. Bases 146 to 301 code for a protein of 51 amino acids.